UUUUUUUUUUCUUUUAUUUUUUGGGGCCUUGUGUGUUCUUGUUUAUGUUCUGUCUGGUUGCUGGGAAAUCCUAGGAGAAGAAAUGAAUUCUUUAUGGAGGUUUUGUGGUUGAAUUGGCUGUUGUAGGAUUCUAAGGAUUUUUUUUUUUUUUUUUAAUUUUCUUUUUUUUCUUUGGACAAUUUCUCGGCAUCUAAACGAAGAAUUUCAUUGUAGAGAAUUUUGGAAUUGUAUUAUUGGGAAAAUUUGGAGUGUUUUUUAGCUUGAUUUUUUUUUUGGAGCUAUGAUGUUCUUGUUUUGAUGCUUGACUUGGUUUCAUCAUGCUAAUGGGGAUGUUCAGUUGAGGUAUUCCGACUGCUUUGAUGGCCUUAACGUCCAUCUUAGGAAAAUUCAACCAGCUAAUUAGUUUUUUUCCCCUCUCUAAUCGCGUGAACCUUGGUAUCUUUUGGUGUUUUUUUUGGGGGGGUUGAGAUUUGGAGUAGUUUUGGAUCUGGGUUGAUUUUGAUGCAGAUGAUUGGGUGCUGAGUUUAUGGGCUUCUUCUCAUCUCUUUUUCUUUCAUGAAGUAUUAAUGGAUUUGCCGUGGGCAGGGGUUUUUAGGAGCAUACAAAACCUUGUCACUGGUGAAGACAUUGAAGAUAAAAUGGGCUGUUUCAAGGUUUUGAAGAGUAAGAAGAAAAAGGCUGAGCGCACUGCUCACAUUAAAAGGAUCAAUCCUCAGGAGCUAACGCCCACUACACUGCCUGAACCCAAACUUCAGAGCCGCACACUUCAAUCUGCACCCCCAAGUUUUAGAACCCUAGUUAAACCUGUUCAACCAGUUAAAAGAAUCAUUAACAGUAGAACACGAGCAUUGUCCGCCCCAUCAAGCCUCAAUGCAACUGAACAAGAUGCGCUUGCAUCAAAUGAAUGUGAAGAACAAGAAGAGUUGAAGAGUCGUGUUGGAUUAACAAAGGAACAGCGAUCGCCAAGCCCUCAGCCUCUUCCUCUCCCAUCACCUCAAGGCACUGUUGUACUGAAAGCUACAGGAAGUUUUAAAGCAGGGAAUGCGAGUGGCCCUCUCUAUGCUUCUGGCCCACUGCCAUUGCCUCCUUUAGGAGCACUCCGGAACUUUGGCUAUGAAGAAUUAUCAAACGCCUGCCUCAAUUUCUCUUCAGAUCGAUGUGUGUCAGAAGGACUUUCAUCCAUAAUUUACAAGGCUUCCUUUGGGGAUGAUGCUUCAGGUUCAAAAAAGCUGGAAGCCACUGUUACCCGGCUUCACCCAUCCACCCAGGGUUUAAAGGAAUUCAUAAAUGAGGUAAACACGCUUGCAUCAUUGCAACAUCCCCACCUCUGUAAGUUGCUUGGUUUCCAUGCGCGUGAGGGAUCUGACCAGAGGAUGUUGGUUUAUGAGAGGCUCUACCAUGGAAGCUUAGACCGUCUUCUAUAUGGGAGAUCGGAAGGGCCAUCCAUUGAUUGGAACACAAGAAUGAAAGUUGCUUUAUGUGCUGCACAGGGUCUCACUUUCUUGCAUGAAGAAGGGCCUUUCCAGGCUAUGUACAAUGAAUUUUCAACUGCCAAUAUACAGAUUGACAAGGAUUUUAGUGCAAAGCUUUCGGGAUAUGGUUGCGUUGGUCACAUUCCAGAAGCAGAUGUUUGCAGUAGUUCAGUUGCAGUAGCAAAUCUAUCAGUGGAGACAUUAGAGAGAGGAUUACUAACUCCCAAAAGCAAUGUUUGGAGUUUUGGAAUAGUUCUUCUUGAGCUACUCACUGGGCACAAGAACCUUGACAGCCGCCAUCCGAAGGAAGAGAGGAACUUAGUUAAGUGGAGUCGACCUUAUCUAGCUGAUGAUUGUCGACUCUCAUUGAUAAUGGAUCCUCACCUAAAAGGCCGCUUCCCUGCCAAAGCAGCCCGAACAGUGGCCGAUAUUGCCCAAAGAUGUCUUCAGAUGGACCCCUUAGAAAGACCCACCAUGAGAACCAUUGUGGAGCAUCUCAAAAUCAUUCAAGACAUGAAGUAUUCCUGCCGGUUUCCUCUGCAAGAGCCUGCAGCAGUUGCUGGAAAACGGAUGUCAAGAUCGCCUAGUCUCAAUGGGAUCAUUACCCCAGCGCCCAGGCUAAGUUUCUCCCCUUCUCCGCCAUCAAGAACCCACCUCUCCGUUUCUCCAACAAGACCGCCUGUAGUACCCGUGUCUCUUCCUCCCCGAGCCUGUUCCUCCACUCUCUCUUUGGAGGACCUUGAACGGCAGGAAAGCAGGAAAUCUUCAUCAUCAACAUCCACCUUUCGGAGGCCCAGUGUUGAAGGUUUUUGAUUGUCAAUAGUAUGCAAUUUUUUCAUUUUCAUUUUUUUUUUUGUUUUUUCUUUCCCCUUUUGUGAUUCAACACAAUAUAUAGAAGAUAAAAAAAAUGUGGGUCUUCCACCUUUCCAUCCCUCAAGAAGAUUUAACAGAGGAGGAUGCUAUUUUGUAGAUAAAAAAGAAAAAAAAAAGAAAAAAAAAAGUGUGAGCCUCUCUUCUUAUUGGGUUCAGUUAGUUUCCUCCUCUCCACAAUUUGAUUUUGCUUUUUCUCCUUCCCUCUGGCAAAUGUUGUUGUGAUGUCUUCAUUGAAAUGAAACACAGAUUUGUUUGCAA
This is a messenger RNA of Vitis riparia (riverbank grape), 2603 nucleotides long. RefSeq names its product probable serine/threonine-protein kinase PBL11. Lineage: Eukaryota; Viridiplantae; Streptophyta; Magnoliopsida; Vitales; Vitaceae. The transcript is spliced from 5 exons. Gene Ontology annotation, molecular function: ATP binding; protein kinase activity. The coding region runs from base 567 to 2285 and encodes 572 amino acids. The record is from RefSeq and is a predicted model, not a curated record. Gene Ontology annotation, biological process: protein phosphorylation.